GCUGGCGGGAAAUGCUGCUGGUGUUCGAGGGAGCGACGCCGGUUGUUGUUGUUGUUGAAGUUGAAGUUGAAGAAGCUGCUCGAACGUUUUGUUAGAUUAAAUAUUCAUAUUCAUGUUAAUGUUAAUGUAAAUAUUGACGGACGUCGCUACCCGACAGGACGAUGGUUCAAAUAGUCGUGAGAGGCAGCGUGGACGGCAGCAGCGCCCCCGAGUGGCUGCUGGUGGAGCUGCAGGGGGAGGUGGUGUCCAGACACAACUCGGGUCUGGCAGGGAACGUGAUGGGAGACCUGCUGUACACCAAAGAGGGGGUGCCGCUGCUGAUCGUAGGACACCACAUUCUGUACGGGAAGCAGGUCAAACUGGAGAAACACUUCGCCGUCCUCACCAAGCGCUACGACCGUCUGCAGGACGGUAACGGCGUCGAUGAUGAUGUCACGCAGGCUCCCAUGGAAACGGAGCAGAGCGACUCCACCUCCAAGUCGUACUACGUGUCGGCCAUCAUCAGGAGGAAGCUGAUCUUCAAGACGCGGCCGAAGCCCAUCAUCACUAACGUCCCCAAAAAGGUGUGAGGGUCAGAGGUCGUGUGUACCUGAACCUUCUGACCUUUUACUGGUGAAACAAAAACUCUGACGUGAUGCCGUUUGAUUAUAUAUCAGUGCUGAUCGAUACUGUCGACCUUUGACCUGAGAGGAGUUUCCCUUGGUUUGUUUUCCUGCUGCUUCUUUCAAAGGAUUUUGCACUGAUAAAAAAAUCACAUUCUAAAUAAAACUGUAAAAAAAUUAUAAAUAAAGACUUUGUCGAUCAGCAGGAAAGAUUCUAUUCAUAUUCAUCAAUAAAUGUUUUGUAUGAAAUGAUCUUUCACAUACAUUA
Molecule: messenger RNA, 870 nt
Organism: Scophthalmus maximus (turbot)
Lineage: Eukaryota; Metazoa; Chordata; Actinopteri; Pleuronectiformes; Scophthalmidae
Gene: chtf8
Product: CTF8, chromosome transmission fidelity factor 8 homolog (S. cerevisiae)
Exons: 3
Coding region: 162-569 (135 amino acids)
Biological process (GO): mitotic sister chromatid cohesion
Cellular component (GO): Ctf18 RFC-like complex
Source: RefSeq, a predicted model, not a curated record